UCUCUCUCUGCUGUGUCUGUCCUGGCUGAAAAGCUUUUCUCCAACAUCUGCACACGCGUUCGCGGGUGCCAGCACCGCCUUUCCAGGAGCUCUGCAGAGGCACCCAUCGCUUUGCGCGGCCGAGCCUGUGGCAGAGAGGGCCUUGUCCUGCCAGCACCUGCCCUGAGCCAUGGUGAAGUACGGCCUCGACUACACGCGCUGCAGAUGGAUCCUACCCCUGCUCCUGGGCAUUGGGGUCAUCUUCGGCAUCAUCGCGCUGGCGGGCUGGGGCUGGCUGGAGUCGCAGACCUUGCCCUAUGUGCUGCAAGCGUCGCUGUGGCAGAUCUGCAGGAGGCCUGAUCAGGGCGGGCAAUGGAGCUGCGAGUCCCUCAUGGGCUACGCCUGGGGAAGAGCUGCUGCUGCCACAUACCUGGUUGGCUUUUUACUUCUAGUCAUCUGUUUUGCACUGGCCAUAAUAGCAUUUGCCAUUGACACACUUCGGUUCAACUUCAUUCGUGGGAUCGGAGGCUUGCUUUUCGUGGCUGCUGUGUUCUCCAUCAUGGGCCUGGUCAUUUACCCAGUAAAGUUCUCAUCUGAAGUUGAAAUGACAGGAAUCAAUAUGUUCAGCUGGGCCUAUGGCUUUGGCUGGACCACCGCCAUUAUGGAAAUAUGCUUGGGAUUCUUCUUCUGCUGCCUUCCUAACUAUGAAGAUCAGAUCCUGGGUAAUGUCAAGCCCACAUAUUUUUACUCUUCCCCAUAAGCACAAGGAAAAAUGUGUUCAUAUUCCAGAGAUACCUGACAGACUAGCUACGUUUUUUGGAAUAUUGUCAUCAGAUGUUAGUAGAAAAGGCUGGAAACUUUUCUAAUGUGUGUAGAAAUAUAGCACUGGCAUCUGCAGUAAAAUUAUCUACUUUAUUCUGGACCUUCAUAUCUGAUGUGUGGUGGUCAGAUAAAGCACAAAUGUUAAAACCCCUUGGUUUUCCUCAUUCAUUCCAGUAAGUGGAGUUUAUGUGGAUUCCAUUGCAUUUAAAAUACAUUCACAAUUGUAAUUAAAUUUAGAAAAACUUAUUAAACUGUCAAUAAACAAAACAACGCAUAUCAUCUUCCUGAAGGAAAGAAACUCAGAAAAGUCACAUUUUUUAUGUAUCAUCUUUAACCUGAAGAUUUUGCACAAUUUUCAAAAAGUCAAAUACAUUUACCUACUGACUGCCAAAGUAGUAAAUUAGUCAGCCAGCACUUCAUAGUUUUGCUUCUAUUUUUCAUUCAUUCACUUAAGCCAUAAGG
Messenger RNA from Vidua macroura (Pin-tailed whydah), 1263 nucleotides. RefSeq names its product p53 apoptosis effector related to PMP-22-like. Gene Ontology annotation, biological process: cell-cell adhesion. Bases 170 to 739 code for a protein of 189 amino acids. The transcript is spliced from 3 exons. Lineage: Eukaryota; Metazoa; Chordata; Aves; Passeriformes; Viduidae. The record is from RefSeq and is a predicted model, not a curated record. Gene Ontology annotation, cellular component: membrane; cell-cell junction.